Myxozyma melibiosi is the source of this 1291-nucleotide messenger RNA. RefSeq names its product NAD(P)-binding protein. Gene Ontology annotation, molecular function: nucleotide binding. The record is from RefSeq and is a predicted model, not a curated record. The transcript has 2 exons. NCBI's taxonomy places the organism in Eukaryota, Fungi, Ascomycota, Lipomycetes, Lipomycetales, Lipomycetaceae. The coding region runs from base 104 to 1183 and encodes 359 amino acids.
CCGCCUCUCCCGUCUGCUCUCUCCGCUUCGACGCCCUCUCCGUCCAGCUGCACUAUCAACGCCUAUCUUUGCCUUCCGCGCCUUCUCAGUCUCUUCCACAACAAUGGUCUACACAGCUAAAUGGGGUAUAAUUGCCACCGGUUGGAUCACCGAGCGAUUCGUCAAAGACCUCCUUCUCGACCCCUCCACUCGCGACGUCUCCGACGUCAAGCAUGAAGUCGUCGCAAUCGGCUCCCGCUCGCUCGAGAAAGCCCAAAAAUUCGUAGACGAGUUCGCCCCGGGCCAGACUGGGAUCCGCCUCUACGGCGACUACGAGUCCGUGCUCAGCGACAAGGACGUCGAGAUUGUCUACAUCGGCACCCCCCACAGCCACCACUACAAGCUCGCGAUUGCCGCCCUCCGUGCGGGCAAAAACGUCCUCUGCGAAAAAGCCAUGACAAUUAACGCCGCGCAGGCAAAGCACAUCGCCAAGGUCGCCGCCGAGAACAACGUGUUUGUCAUGGAGGCCAUGUGGACGCGCUUCUUCCCGCUCAUGCGCAAGGUCGAGUCUCUGCUCUGGGACGAGAAGGCCAUCGGCACGAUCCACCGCGUCACGACCGAUCUUUCAAACAAGUUCGCUGUCGACCCCGCAAACAGAAUCUACAACCCGGCUCUCGGUGGAGGCGCCUUGCUCGACCUUGGCGUCUACGCCAUCACCUGGGUCAACGUCGUGUGCUACAACCACCCCGAGAACAAGCAAAGCCCGCCCACGUCGACCAAGGCCUCGGUGCUCAAGACCCCUCUGACCGGCGUUGAUGAGGAGACCGUCAUCGUGCAGGUCUGGGACAAGCCGCACAUCAUCUCGACGGCGACCAUGUCGAUUGUCGUCGACGGCCCGACGGACUGCAUGGUCCGCAUCGAGGGCUCGAAGGGCCAAAUCAUCGUCCCGCUGUCGUCAUGCCGUCCGACGAAGGUCAUCCUGCGUCCGAACGAGGGCGAGGAGCAGGUGUUUGACUUCCCGAUCGUCGGAUACGGAAUGCACUGGGAGGCGGACCAGGUCGCGAGAGACGUGCGGGACGGAAAGAAGGUCAGCGACAUCUACCCGAUCGCCGAGACGCUGUACGCGCUCAGCGUCUGCGACGAGGUGCGGAAGCAGAACGACUUUGUGUAUCCGGCGGAGAUCGAGUACGUGGAGGAGUCGUAAGUAGAUAGAAAAAGCGUAGAGCUGUGCAGAAUGCGAUGAAAUGAAUGGUUUUGGAAUCCAACUCGCUCUUUGUUGCCAAUUGUAAAUCCCGAAUAACAGCCAGCGAUG